This is a messenger RNA of Eutrema salsugineum, 3996 nucleotides long. Its product is annotated as protein PRD1. NCBI's taxonomy places the organism in Eukaryota, Viridiplantae, Streptophyta, Magnoliopsida, Brassicales, Brassicaceae. The transcript has 9 exons. The coding region runs from base 1 to 3996 and encodes 1331 amino acids. Gene Ontology annotation, biological process: meiotic DNA double-strand break formation. The record is from RefSeq and is a predicted model, not a curated record.
AUGUUCUUUCUAGAUUCGCAGGAACAAAACUCCGAUCAUCUUCUCCAUGAAGAUGUGGCGGAUUUCAACCGUCAAUCUCCGUCGUCUCCGCCGUGCGCGAACGGCCACCGAUCUACGAUUUCUCUGCGAACCGACCAAGGAGGAACAUUCUGCUUCCUCUGCUUCUCCAAUCUCGUCUCCGAUCCACGCGUCCCCACCGUACAUCUCUCCUACGCGCUUCACCAGCUCUCGAUCGCUCUCUCUGAACCUCUCUUCCUCCGAACCUUACUCUCCUCGCAUGUUCACUUUCUCGUAUCGCCUCUCGUCCACGCGCUUUCUUCCUUUGAUGAUGCUCCCAUCGCUAUUCAGAUCAUGGAUACAAUCUCUCUUCUCUGUUCCGCCGUGGAAUCUUCCGUCGGCGAAGAUUUUGUGGAGAGAAUCUCCGCUCAGCUCUCUUCUGGUGCAUUGGGUUGGAGCCGGAGACAGCUUCAUAUGCUCCAUUGCUUUGGCGUUCUGAUGAACUAUGAGAAUAUAGACACCAAUUCGCACAUCAAAGAUAAAGAAUCUCUUGUUUGCCAACUCGUUGAAGGUCUUCAAUUACCGAGCGAGGAGAUCCGCGGUGAAAUCCUUUUCGUUCUGUACAAAUUUUCUGCUCUACAGUUCAUAGAACAAAAUGUUGAUGGAAUUGAGGUUCUUUCUUCAUUGUGUCCUAAGCUCUUAUGCCUAUCCUUCGAAGCUCUUGCAAAGACACAGAGAGAUGACGUUCGCCUGAAUUGUGUAGCCCUUUUGACCAUCUUGGCCCAGCAAGGUCUUUUAGCAAAUUCAUAUACAAGUCCUGUCAGCAGCAUGAGCUUGGAUGAAGUGGAUGAUGACCCUAUGCAUACGGCUGAGACUUGUUUAAAUGUCUUAUUUGCUGAGGCCAUCAAAGGUCCAUUGCUUUCCACUGACAGCGAGGUGCAAAUAAGAACCCUUGAUCUUAUCUUCCAUUACGUGUCCCAAGAGAGUAUUUCAAGCAAACAGAUUCAAGUUCUGGUAGAAGAAAAUGUUGCUGAUUAUAUAUUCGAGAUAAUGCGGUUAUCAGAAUGUAAAGAUCAGGUCAUCAACUCAUGCCUCAGAGUUCUUGAUCUAUUCUCCUUAGCCGAACAUUCGUUUCGGAAGAAACUUGUAAUUGGGUUUCCUUCAGUCAUCCAAUUGCUUCACUAUGUAGGUGGAGUUCCUUGCCAUCCUUUUCAAAUCCAGACACUGAAGCUUAUUUCGAGCUGCAUUUCUGAUUUUCCUGGGAUUGCUUCAACUUCUCAAGUCCAUGAGAUUGGUCUGGUUAUGAAAACGAUGCUUGAAAGAUAUUAUUCUCAGGAGAUGGGAUUAUUUCCGGACGCAUACGCGAUUAUCUGUUCAAUCUUCGUUUCCCUAAUGAAAACUCCUUCUUUUGCUGAGACUCCAGAUGUGUUAACGUCAUUGCAAGAAUCCCUGAGACAUGCCAUUUUGGCCUGUCUUCGUCUCCCUGAGAAAGAUUCAUCCCAGAUCUCGCAUGCAGUCUACUUACUCAAUGAAGUGUAUGCAUACUGUUCUGCACCAACAUCCAUAAACAAGACCAGUUGCAUUGAGUUAAGGCAUUGUGUUAUAGACUUGUGCGUAUCACACAUAUUGUCGUGGUUCCUCGCUAACGUCAACGAAAUCAGUGAGGAAGCAACUCUUGGCAUAAUGGAAACUUUUCAUUCCAUUCUACUUCAGAAUUCAGAUAUCCAAGUCGUGGAUUUUGCGGAGAUACUUGUUUCAGCAGAUUGGUUCAGCUUUUCAUUUGGAUGCUUAGGAAACUUUUCUACGGAUAAGAUGAAACAGAGGGUAUAUUUGAUGUUCAGUUCCCUUGUUGAUGUUCUUCACAAACAGAAAACGGGGUCAUAUAUCAGAGAUGCUCUUCCCUGUCUUCCUUCUGAUCCACAAGAUUUGCUGUUUUUGCUCGGGCAAGAUAGUUCCAGUAAUCAAGAGCUGGCUUCUUGCCAGUUGGCAGCUCUGUUGAUUUUCCAUACCAGUUGGAUACACAAUGACAGGCUUGCAGAUGAUAAGCUGGUUUUGGCUUCUUUGGAGCAAUACAUUCUUGUAAACAGGACAAGUUUAAUACGUACGAUCUCUGAUUCUCCAGCUAUGCUUCACCUAGUGAAUCUAUAUAGUCUUUGCAGGAGUCAUCAAAACAAGAGAUACCAGAUAUCCUACAGCCUAGAAGCUGAGAGGAUAGUCUUCCAUCUACUAAAUGAAUAUGAGUGGGACUUGGGUUCCAGUGAUAUUCAUCUAGAAUCUCUGAAGUGGCUCUUUCAACAGGAAGAUAUAAGCAAAAGCUUAACUUACCAGAUCCAAAACAUUUCCCGGAACAACUUUGUUGGAAAUGAAAUGCACAGUGUGUACGGAGAUGGCAGACAGAGAUCACUCACAUAUUGGUUCGCAAAGUUGAUAUCAGAAGGAGACAACUAUGCCGCAACUCUUUUGGUUAACUUGUUGACACAGCUCGCAGAGAAGGAAGAGAAAGAGAAUGAUGUUAUCUCAACUUUAACUCUGAUGACCACAGUCGUAUCUAUAUCCCCAACAGCCUCCGACCAGUUAUCUAUGCAUGGCAUUGGCAACGCAAUUCAUAGACUCGUUUGUGGUUUUACUAACUCAUCCCUCGGAACAUCUUUCACAACACUUCUUCUGCUAGUAUUCAACAUUUUAGCUUCUGUGCAACCUGGAGUGCUUAAAAAUGAUGAUUCCUGGGAUGCUGUAUUUAUAAAGUUGUUGAACUGUUUGAGCUUGCGAGAAACUGCCAUAACACAGAACCAUGACGGUAUGGUGGUGAUUGGCAUUCUCUGCUUGGUUCUGUACCAUUCAUCAUCUGGAGCACUUGUGGAAGCGUCUAGAAGUAUUGUGUUAAAUCCGUACUUGGUAUCAGCAAUCAACACUGUGGUUGACGUAGCUUGCUCAAAGGGUCCAGCACUGACUCAGUGUCAGGAUGAAUCUGACAUCGGGGAGGCUCUAGCAUUCACGUUACCUCUCUACUUUUUCUCAUUAAGAAGCCUGCAGAUUGUUCUAGCUGGAGCAGUGGAUUGGCAAAUUUUCUUUGCUCAAUCGGGCAAUCUUGAAACAACAUUGCCCGUAAUCUGCAUCUAUUGCCAUAAUUUGUGUAGGUUGAUGCAUUUUGGAACACCGCAAAUCAAGCUCAUCGCUUCCUAUUGUCUUUUGGAGUUGCUCACUGGACUAUCAGAACAGGUCGAAACUAAAAACGAGCAACUACGGUGUUCCCCGAAUUACCUGAAAUCAGUGAAGUCUGUAUUAGGUGGUCUUGUAUUCUACGAUGACGUAAGAGUAGCGACAAACUCUGCGCUUUGUCUAUCAAUGAUAUUAAGAUUGGAAGACAUGGAAGGAAGAACGGAGAUGCUUAAAACCAGCUCAUGGUAUAGGUUUAUUGCAGAAGAAAUGUCAGUGUCCUUGGCCAUGCCCUGUUCAGCAUCAAAUACCUUUGUGAACCACCACAAGCCAGCGGUCUAUGUAACCGUUGCCAUGCUAAGACUCAGGAGCAAGCCGGUGUGGCUGAGAACUGUUUUUGACGAGUCUUGCGUCUCUAGCAUGAUUCAAAAUCUGACCGGGACGAAUAUCAGCUGCGAGAUUGUGAUUUUGUUUCGAGAACUUAUGCAGGCUCAGCUUUUGAGCUCCGAGCAAGCAGCCAAGUUGAAUCGUGUAUUCCAGGCAAGCAGACAACAAAUGCAGAGAAAUGGAACUCGAGAUGAGAUCGUUGAAGAACAAGUGGAACAGACAAUAUCCUCAGUCCAUGAUCUUGGUGAUGUCUGCAGUUAUCUUGUUCAUUUGAUGGUAUCUAAUUCGUUUGGAUACACGAGUGGAAGCGAAACAUACACCAAGAAGAAGAAACAGGUUCUUGACGAAAUGGAACAAUUCUCUAAUUUAUUAUCAACAAGAGGGAAUGAUGUUACUAAUUCAACAUUGUGUAAGGUCUAUACAAGAAAGACAAACGCAAACAGAGCGAAAUCGUGA